Molecule: messenger RNA, 2622 nt
Organism: Peronospora matthiolae
Lineage: Eukaryota; Oomycota; Peronosporomycetes; Peronosporales; Peronosporaceae
Source: the annotation of a GenBank genome assembly
AUGGACGCCUCCUCCCUCCGCAUCUCCAAGUUCGAUGGAACUAACUUCCACGCCUGGAAGUUCAAGAUGCAGAUGGUGCUGGAGGAACGGGACCUAUGGGAGGUCGUCAGCGGUGAGAUCAAGGCGGAACAGUGCGAGACUCAGUUGGACCAAGCGACGUACAAGAGGAAGUCAAGAAAGGCGAUGGCAGUGAUCUGUCUAGCCAUGGAAGAUUCCCAGCUACCGUUGGUCCGGUCGGCAAGUGGUGCAUGCGACGCAUGGUCAAGGUUGGAAGACCACUUCGAGAAGAAGAGUCUUGCCAACAAGCUGUUCUUGCGCCGUCGCUUCUUCACGACAAUGAUGGAAGAAGGCGACGAUGUGCUCGAACACAUCAACAAGCUCAAGACGCUGGCGGAACAGCUAGAAGCGGUGGGGGCUGCAGUCUGCGAGGACGAUCUGGUGAUCACACUCCUCGGCAGCCUGAGUGACUCGUAUCAAUUCUUGAUCACAGCUUUGGAGUCGCGCUCAGACACUCUUAGCUGGGAGCUCGUGACGUCUCGACUGCUUCAUGAAGAAAUGAAGCGGAAGGAGCAAGGAAGUAAAGGUGAUGAAGCUUCGCAAGGUCAAGCGUUCAUCACAAGGGACAAUCAGCGCAAAGGGCGACCAGUGAAGAAGUCCUGGCCGUGCCACAAUUGCGGAAAGAUUGGUCACUGGAUGGCGGAGUGCCCCUCGCGCAUCCAAGAAAACACGGAGAGACACCGGCCACAGCGUGCUCAAGACAGCGGCGACCGCUAUCGAUCACAACGUGCAAACGUCGCUCAAGAAGAAGACUCGGGCGACUACCUCUUUUCGAUCGGUGAAACGACAUCUGCGAAAUCGAGCGACAUCUGGCUGGUCGACUCCGGGGCGACGCAGCACAUGACGUGCUCCAAGAAGUUCAUGCGGAACUACAAGGGGUUUGACGCUGUGGAUGUCCAUCUCGCGGAUGAUGGAAUCGUCCAAGCAAUCGGCAGUGGGGACAUUGUCAUGUCGAUGAAGACACCCCAAGGGAUGAAGAAAGGUGUGCUCACAAACGUGUGGCACAUCCCAAAGUUAUCCAGAAACCUGUUCUCGGUCGGCCGCUUCACCAAGGAUGUCGGCCCAGUGACGUUCACGAAGGAUGGGUGCUAUGGAGAAGCGAAAGGGACCAAGUGGAAAAUUGGUGCCCGUGAAGGUAAAGGACUGUUCAAGCUGCAAAUGACUCCAGUGGCGCCGGAACAAGCAAAUGCAGCCAAGUCGCCGGGAUGUCAAGGGGGCACCAAGUCGUACCUCUGGCACCUUCGGCUUGGCCACAUAGGUCACGAUGGACUCAAUUGCAUCGUGACGAAGAACAUUGGAAUUGGCAUCGACAUAUCUUCGGUGAAGAAGUGGGACGUUUGUGAAGGUUGUGCUCUGGGAAAACAGACUCGAGUGCGCUUCCAAUCAAACACUACAGCUCGCACCUCCAAACUCCUCGAAGUGAUUCACAGCGACGUAUGCGGACCGAUGUCGAUGGCAACUUUCAGUGGAAAACGGUACUUCGUGACAUUCAUUGAUGACAAGUCAAGAUACUGUGUCGUCUAUCUGCUCAAGAGCAAAUCUGAAGUUGCGGCGAAGUUCAUGGAAUACGCUGCGAUGGCCGAAACGCAAACCGGAAAGCGCGUGAAGUACCUUCAAAGCGACAAUGGGGGUGAAUACAAGUCCGACAAGCUGGCACGAUUCUGCGCGGAACGGGGAAUACAACAAAGGUUCACACCCCCAUAUACUCCUCAGCUAAACGGAGUAGCUGAGAGAAUGAAUCGCACGCUGGUCGAGUGUGCGCGUUGCAUGAUGGAACACGCUGGACUGGGAAAGAGCUACUGGGGUGAAGCAGUGAUGACGGCGAUGUUUCUUCGAAACCGCUGUCCAACACGUGCCAUUCACCAAGACAAGUCUCCAUAUCAAGUGUGGACGAUGAAGAAACCGAUUCUGGCCAACCUUAAAGUGUUUGGAUGCCACGCGUAUGUUCAAGUGCCUCAAGACAAACGCGCGAAGUUCGACUCCAAGUCAUCACUCUGUCGUUUCCUGGGAUACGCCGAACACCAGAAGUCAUAUCGAUUUGAGGAAGUGUCAACAGGAGCGAUCAAGAUCAGUCGCGAUGCCACAUUCAUGGAAGACAAGUUUGAUGAAGGUCCGCGCAACUACAACGAUGAGUCAAGUGUCGUUGAGUUUGAUGAUCAUGAUGAGGACGAAGAAAAAGAAGAAGGUAAAACUGACGACGACAUGGACUCGAGCGACGAUGACAACGAAGACACCAGGUCUUCGAAGAGCAACAUCAAGAGACACACGCGCACUCAAUCACUUGAGAAAGCUACCGUCAUUCCAAGUCCCAAGCGAAGAACAUACAGAGGUCCGUCGCUUGAGCAUGUGUCAGCGGCUGCAAUGGAUUUUGAAGCAGCCUACAUCGUUGAUUCAGUGGGGAAACGCCGACUACAUUCAAGUCGGCGAUGGAAUCAAGCGACUCCGGCAAGUGGAAAGAAGCGUGUGACUCGGAGUUCGAUUCGCUUCAGAGAAACGACACGUGGGAAAUCGUGCCUCUUCCGAAAGGUCGCAAGGCCAUCGGGUGCCGAUGGGUUUUUCGUGUAA